UUUUUUAAAAUAUAAAAUCGUAUAUAAUUCAACUGACAUGCAUUUAUAAGGAACAAAAAUCUUAGAAAAACAAAAAAAAAUGGAAAUUGUAGAAUUUUCUCCAAGAAAACCAAAAUUUUCGACGUUUUUCAACAAUAAUCAAGUUUCAAGAAGAUAUGUGCAACCACCUCGCAUGCAAUCUUUUGCACCACGACAAAAUUAUUCACCACCGAAAAAUAUUUUAGAUACACAAACAACUUAUCAUCUUUCCUAUUUAAAUGAAAAUCAAAAUCAACUCCCUCGGUCUAAACCUUUUUAUCCAUCAAAAAAUUUGUAUAUUUCUCCAGGAACAAUAUCCGAUGACACUACUAGUAAAAUGAGUUACAAACCUAAUUGGACUUUCGUCAAAACAAAACCAAUAAAACCAAUAGUUAGACAAAUUGUAAAUGGAAAUCCUGUGGAAUAUGUGACAACAGCGAAACAUGAUUUCAUUGAGAAAAUUAGUCAAAAACCGGAAAUUAUCAUUCCAAGUGGAAGUAUACGAAUUAGUAAUGGAUCUUUGGAUGGUUCUACAACUACCAAAUUAUCUUAUUUAAAUCCCGGAAUUAUGCAACCAGUUGCAAGUUGUAAACCACAAAAUACUUAUUAUCCAAAUGUCGAGUCAAUUUCAAAGGAUACAACUCAAAAAUUGAGUUUUCAACCCUAUUGUUUGCCAAAGAAGGAAAUUUACCCUUGGAGCCAAAAAGCGAUUUACAGACCUCCUCAAACAUCAAUGGAAGGUCAAACUACAUAUGGCAAAAGUUUCCCGGAAGUUGAUCUUUCAAUGAAAGAAAAACCCAUUAUUCCAAGGGCAACAAAUUUGUUUCCAUCUGGUGGUGAAUUUGUCGAGAAAACAAUCUAUCGAGAAACUUUUCAGCCACGCAAUUCGCAGACAGUUACACCAAUAAUUCCCUGCAGUAAUAUUUCCCUCUCUAAUAAACAAAUGUCCAGUGAAACAACAAGCAAGCUAAGUUAUCAACCGGUUCGCGGAGAAAAGCGCAUACCAAUUUUUCCACGUCACGGAAAUAUGAUAGAAAAUGGUUCAAUGCAAUUUGAAACAACUACCAGUUAUGAUUUUAAACCGAAAAAUUUAACAAAAAUAGAUGUCACAAUUCCUUGCAAUAAUAUUCAAAUCGCCGAUAAGCCAUUUGAAGGAAUAACAACAACGUCAUUAUCUUACGUGAAUCCGGGUCAGAUAAUUCCUGUAUCUAGUUUCAAACCCGCCGCCAAGUAUAAUAGAGCCGACGCUAAAGUGGAAGGUGACACGGUGAAUAAAUUAUCGUAUCAAUCUUGGGAUAUUCAACCGAGGGAGAAUUUUCCAUGGUCACGUCAACGUAAUUAUGAACCACCAAAAAAAUCUAUGAUUGGUGAUUCAAUAUAUCAUAUGAGUUAUCCUGUUCCUGGAUAUUACAUCGAAGAUUCUGAAAAAAAUUCUAACCGUAAAAAUCAGGAAAAUAGCAGAAAGGAAAUUUUCGCUAAUUAA
Leptopilina boulardi is the source of this 1501-nucleotide messenger RNA. RefSeq lists its product as uncharacterized. The record is from RefSeq and is a predicted model, not a curated record. The transcript is spliced from 6 exons. Gene Ontology annotation, molecular function: microtubule binding. Bases 80 to 1501 code for a protein of 473 amino acids. NCBI's taxonomy places the organism in Eukaryota, Metazoa, Arthropoda, Insecta, Hymenoptera, Figitidae. Gene Ontology annotation, biological process: microtubule anchoring. Gene Ontology annotation, cellular component: axonemal microtubule; sperm flagellum; cytoskeleton.